Molecule: messenger RNA, 6163 nt
Organism: Aedes albopictus (Asian tiger mosquito)
Lineage: Eukaryota; Metazoa; Arthropoda; Insecta; Diptera; Culicidae
Exons: 2
Coding region: 1409-5089 (1226 amino acids)
Biological process (GO): proteolysis; DNA integration
Molecular function (GO): nucleic acid binding; aspartic-type endopeptidase activity; zinc ion binding
Source: RefSeq, a predicted model, not a curated record
CGGUGUACGCGCCUAACGCGUGCAAGCGAAAAUGUCACGAGUCCCACCUCGCCAUCCAUUUAAAUUUACAACGAGUCGACGACGGCGAAACAUUUGCAGCGACAUGUGCUACAAGUGGGCGGAGCAAACAACGCAGCGCAGCGAGCGCUGCUCCUUUUUUAUCUUUUUUUUUUUCUUGAAUUCAAGCAUAUAUAAGGAACCCCAAUGUAAGAAUUUCUAUCAGUCUUAAAUAUACCUUCAACAAAAGCGGAUCGCAAGGAAGUAGUUUUUUUCUAAACGUGAACCGAACUGUGGUACCCAACCUGGUCAACGAGGCGAUCGGUUGGCUUUCCUCCCUCUUCAUCCAACCCGAGUGUGGGUCAGCGUCGAGUGUGCAGCUUUCAUCGAGACGGCGUUGCGGUGGAACGGCGAACGUGUCGAGACCCGUUCGGCGUGGCCCUUCUUUGCGCUUACUCGACUGUUCGAGACGUUUGUGUGAGCGGUGCAGCUGCGGCGAAGGAGGCGAACGCGUCGAGACCUGUUCGGCGUUGCCAGCGAUUGCUCGGCUGUUCGAUACGUUGUGUUGUCUGAGCGGUGCUGCGGCGGCGAAGGAGUUGGUUGCUUCGAAGAAGUUGUGCUUGCUGUGUUGCGGGGCCCAGGAGUGUAUGCCGAGAAGAGUUACAGAAAUAAUUUUCCCCUCAAUAAUUUUCCUCUACUGGCAUUGGGCGUCACUCCUGGCGUACCCGUUCACAACCAAGCAACGACGAGCCAUAAAGCGAGUUAUCCGGCAUUUCGGCCGUGGUCCUUCGAGCGGUGAAUACGUCGGCUGGCAGCUGUGAGGCACGGCUGCAAGCGAGUUCCUGGUGUAGCUGAUAACCGUGGUGUGCACGGUCUUCGGCUGCGUGUGACUGAUCAGCAUUUCCCAUCGUCGGCUGGUGACCGUGGUGAGCGCGGUCGUCGGCUUCGGGCGGUUGGUAGCUGCAACGUGUGCAGCUGUCGACGCCUUCCAACAUCGGCUGGUGACCGUGACUGGCACGGUCGUCGGCACCGGGUGACUUUCGGCUGCGACGAGCGUGGCUGUCAGCAUCGAGUGGUCCGGGUAUCGGUGGUGCUGCGAUCAGGUGAGUAACCUACCUCCUACCUCCAUUGUUAAGUAUCCAACAUUUGGUCCGGAUCGAGCCGGAUUGUACCAGUGUGAUACGUCCAUUCGAGAUUGAACAAGUUUGUGUGUGACCAAUCCUCCUAUCGCGUGAAUUUCGAGAGUUUGAUUCCUUCGCGAAUAUUCGUUGCCCCUCCAAUCAAGACAGUCAACAGUGUGUCAAGCGCAGUGGUACCCAAAGUGAUAGAAAAGUGAAAGCCCUUAGUGAACUGAAGUGGAGUGUGUAUGAAGCGAGAGCCCUAGAAGUGAACAUUAGUGAAGAGUGUGAAAAUGGAAAACUUGAAGAAAUUGGUUCAUCAGCGUGGACAAGUGAAGGCGCGGGUGACGACGAUCGUCGGAAAGUUGAAUGAAGCAACAGAGCAUCCCGAAACGACGAGCCUCUCUCAGCUGAAGGCCCUCGAGAAGAAGCUGGAGCUGCACUAUGCGGAGUACUCGUCGAAGCAUGAUUCGAUCAUGUCGCAGUGUCCAACCGAGAGCAUAGACGACCAAGACAGGAAGCUGGACGAGUUCGACGAGCUACAUACAGAUGCGCUGGUGAAGCUGAAUCAGCUAGUGGAUUUCUUCCGUGCAGAACCGGCAAACAAUAGAGCUCCUCAAGUGAUCGUGACCCAACAACCUCUGAGAACUCCGAUCCCAACCUUCGAUGGGAAGUACGAGAGUUGGCCUAAAUUCAAGGCUCUUUUCAACGACCUAGUUGGAAAGUGUGGUGACUCAGACGCAACCAAGUUGCAGUAUCUGGACAAGGCGUUGAUUGGUGAAGCGUCCGGCAUUUUGGAUGCGAAGAUCAUCAACAACAAUAAUUACGAGCAAGCUUGGCAGUUGUUGGAAGAGCGAUUCGAGAACCCGAGGGUGAUCAUCGACACCCAUAUUUCUGGUCUGCUGUCGAUGAAGCCCAUUCCCAAGCAAAGUUUUAAGGAGUUGAGAAACCUCAUCGAUACCUGCAAUCGUCACGUGGAAGGAUUGCGGUUCAUGGAACAAGAAGUCGACGGUACAGCUGGAUUGAUUGUGGUGAAGCUUCUAACCAUGUGCCUCGACGGAGAAACGCGGAAGCAGUGGGAACUUACCUUGGAUCACGGUGAACUGCCUGACCUUGACGGGUCUUUGAAGUUCCUCAGAAACUACUGCCAGGUCCUCGAAAGAUGCGAAGUGGAUAAAAUGCCUUCUUCUAAAGCAGUUGCCAAACCUUCUGCAACGCCGAAGACCAGCUUCUCACCCAGAUCAUCCCUUCCUGCAACAUCCAGCCCAGCGGAGAAUGUGUGUGACAUUUGUGCAGGCCAGCACUGCAACUACAAGUGCCCGACCUUCCUGAGCAUGAGCGUCGAUCAGCGUGUCAGCAAGGUGAAGCAGUCCGGACUUUGUUUCAACUGCCUCCGGAAGGGUCACCAGAUCAGGGCUUGUCCAUCCGACAAGUCAUGCUUGAAGUGCUCCAGGAGGCAUCACUCGAUGCUGCAUUUUGAGCAGCAGUUCCAGCCUGAAACAAAGGAGCAAAAUUCCAGCGUGUUGUCCGAGCAGCCAGAGGUGGAGACAGCAGUAGCGUCUACUGCGCCUGAGGAGCCUGUUUCAACAGCGUGUUCCGGUAUCGAUCGGCGAGCAAAACAUGUGUUUCUGAUGACGGCGUUGGUGAACGUUGCCUCCAAGAGUGGAAAAAGCUUCAAGUUGCGUGCACUACUCGAUUCAGGAUCCCAAGUCAACCUUGUAUCCGAAGCGGCCGUGAAAUUGCUUGGACUUCCGCGAUACCCGGCCAACGUUCCGGUUGUAGGAGUGGGUGGUGCCAGAUCCCAAAUUCGGCAUCACGUGAUCCUGAAGCUGUCUUCCGACUACACCAAUUUCGAAAGUGACUUGGACUGUUUGGUUACCGCGAGGGUGACUGGUAGGAUCCCAUCCGUUCCGGUUAACAUCUCAGACUGGAAAUUCCCAGCCGAAAUAGUGCUUGCCGAUCCAAGUUUCAACCAACCGAGAGAUGUGGAUCUAUUGAUCGGUGCCGAGCACUUUUUCGAUAUCUUGAAGCAAGCUCAGAUGAAACUUUCCGCAGAACUACCUGCCUUGCAUGAGACCCAAUUUGGGUGGGUUGUCGCCGGUGCCAUGGAGGAUUCUGGAGAUGAAGUCGUUAACGUGUUGUGUGCCACUAGUGAGGAUCCAUUGCUGAAAAGCAUCCAGAGAUUUUUUGAACAAGAAGAGCUUCCAGAAGAGAAGGUGCAAACGAGUGAAGAGGAAGCGAUCGAAGAGCACUUCAGCAAGACAUACCGUCGAGAAGAGGAUGGCCGAUUCGUAGUUCAAUUACCGUUCCGCGAGUCCAUCAAUCAACUGGGAGACUCCCGUUCGUUAGCAAUGAAGAGAUUUCUAGCAAGCGAGAAACGUCUAGCCAACCAACCCGAGAUGAAGGAGAUGUACCAGGCGUUCAUAAGAGAGUACGAAGAUCUUGGACAUUGCCACGAGAUCCGUGAGGUAGACGAUCCGCCCAACCAACAGAAUUACUAUUUCCCACACCAUGCUGUGCUCAAGCCCUCGAGUACCAGCACAAAACUACGUGUUGUGUUCGACGGCAAGCUAGGCGAAGAGAUUGAGUGCGUUCAACGAAUGGAAAUGCCGAAGCGACUUGCGAACCUCCAUCCAUUUUUGGAUGAAGAAGGAUUCUUGCGCGUCGGCGGACGUCUACAGAAUUCCAUGCUGCCAUUCGACGCCAAACACCAAUUGCUUCUUCCACGUAAUCAUCGAGUGACUGAGAUGUUGAUUCGUCAAUAUCACGAGGACAGACUUCAUGAGGGACCGUCUGGUCUGCUGGCAGCAAUAAGGCAGAAGUAUUGGUUGGUCAAUGCUCGAUCAGCCAUUCGAAAGGUGACACGCAGCUGUGUAAAGUGCUUCCGCACUAAACCAAGAGAGGUUCAACCUGAAAUGGGGAAUCUACCAGAGGAGCGAGUGAAUUUGGCAGCAGCUUUCGAACUCACGGGUGUAGAUUACGCCGGUCCCGUGAUAGUGAAGGAAGGUCGAUAUAAGCCAAAACACAUUAAGGCAUACAUCGCCCUUUUUGUGUGCCUUACGACGAAAUCGAUUCAUCUAGAGUUAGUUUCGGAUUUGACCACCGAAGCUUUUCUCGCGGCUUUGGAUAGAUUUGUCAACCGACGUGGGAUGGUGCGCAAAAUGAUGUCGGACAACGCGACGAAUUUUGUUGGCGCAUCUAGAGAACUCCACCAGUUGCACAUGAUGUUCCGUGAUCAGACCGAGUCAGCAAAGAUUAAUGAUUUCCUGCUCAAACGGGAGAUAGAGUGGGAAUUCAUCCCGCCAAGGUCCCCAAACUUUGGGGGUCUAUGGGAAGCAGGUGUCAAGGUAGUUAAGUCCCACCUGCAUCGAACUUUGGGUAACGCGAUUUUGAACUUCGAAGAGUUUGGAACCGUUUUGACCAGCAUCGAAGCUAUAGUGAAUUCCCGACCAUUGUAUGCGCUGUCUGACGAUCCCAAUGAAUCUCUUCCGAUUACACCUGCUCAUCUGAUGCUCGGAAGACCAUUGGAACCAGUGGUGAAGCCAUCGUACACCGGAAUUCCGUUGAAUCGCUUGUCCCGCUUCCAGUACAUGAAUCAUUUGCGUGAACAAUUUUGGGCUAAGUGGUCAAGAGACUAUUUGUCAUCGCUUCAAUCAAGGGCAAAAUGGACAAAAAGUGAACCUAAUGUGAAACUGGGUACCAUUGUGCUAAUGAUGGAGGAAAAUCAGGCGGUUCAAUCAUGGAGGCUAGGUAGGAUCGCUGCACUGCACCCGGGCCAAGACGGAGUGGUGAGAGUCGCCGACGUGAAGACUGCAGCGGGAAUUUUUCGACGCUCAAUUCGGAAGUUGGCACCCUUACCGAUAGAGGAUACUGACGAGCCAAGUUUUGGAAUGACAUUCCAACCGGCGGGAGCAUGUACGCGCCUAACGCGUGCAAGCGAAAAUGUCACGAGUCCCACCUCGCCAUCCAUUUAAAUUUACAACGAGUCGACGACGGCGAAACAUUUGCAGCGACAUGUGCUACAAGUGGGCGGAGCAAACAACGCAGCGCAGCGAGCGCUGCUCCUUUUUUAUCUUUUUUUUUCUUGAAUUCAAGCAUAUAUAAGGCACCCCAAUGUAAGAAUUUCUAUCAGUCUUAAAUAUACCUUCAACAAAAGCGGAUCGCAAGGAAGUAGUUUUUUUCUAAACGUGAACCGAACUGUGGUACCCAACCUGGUCAACGAGGCGAUCGGUUGGCUUUCCUCCCUCUUCAUCCAACCCGAGUGUGGGUCAGCGUCGAGUGUGCAGCUUUCAUCGAGACGGCGUUGCGGUGGAACGGCGAACGUGUCGAGACCCGUUCGGCGUGGCCCUUCUUUGCGCUUACUCGACUGUUCGAGACGUUUGUGUGAGCGGUGCAGCUGCGGCGAAGGAGGCGAACGCGUCGAGACCUGUUCGGCGUUGCCAGCGAUUGCUCGGCUGUUCGAUACGUUGUGUUGUCUGAGCGGUGCUGCGGCGGCGAAGGAGUUGGUUGCUUCGAAGAAGUUGUGCUUGCUGUGUUGCGGGGCCCAGGAGUGUAUGCCGAGAAGAGUUACAGAAAUAAUUUUCCCCUCAAUAAUUUUCCUCUACUGGCAUUGGGCGUCACUCCUGGCGUACCCGUUCACAACCAAGCAACGACGAGCCAUAAAGCGAGUUAUCCGGCAUUUCGGCCGUGGUCCUUCGAGCGGUGAAUACGUCGGCUGGCAGCUGUGAGGCACGGCUGCAAGCGAGUUCCUGGUGUAGCUGAUAACCGUGGUGUGCACGGUCUUCGGCUGCGUGUGACUGAUCAGCAUUUCCCAUCGUCGGCUGGUGACCGUGGUGAGCGCGGUCGUCGGCUUCGGGCGGUUGGUAGCUGCAACGUGUGCAGCUUUCGACGCCUUCCAACAUCGGCUGGUGACCGUGACUGGCACGGUCGUCGGCACCGGGUGACUGUCGGCUGCGACGAGCGUGGCUGUCAGCAUCGAGUGGUCCGGGUAUCGGUGGUGCUGCGAUCAGGUGAGUAACCUACCUCCUACCUCCAUUGUUAAGUAUCCA